Messenger RNA from Triplophysa dalaica, 3343 nucleotides. It is a transcript of the gene spartb, whose product is annotated as spartin b. NCBI's taxonomy places the organism in Eukaryota, Metazoa, Chordata, Actinopteri, Cypriniformes, Nemacheilidae. Bases 128 to 1948 code for a protein of 606 amino acids. The transcript is spliced from 8 exons. Gene Ontology annotation, biological process: negative regulation of BMP signaling pathway; cell division. The record is from RefSeq and is a predicted model, not a curated record. Gene Ontology annotation, cellular component: plasma membrane.
CUUAGUAAAACUUCUUGGUGUGUCACGCGUGAGUCGAGGGGCAGCUCAGCUGUCAGAGGGCUUAUCUGUUCAAACAACCCGGAACACACAUAUAAAGCCACAUUAAACGUUUAUUUCGUCUGCUGGCAUGGAGCAAGCAAAGCAGGAGGCUUUCGAUCAAGCCAGACAGCAGGUGAUCAAAGAUGGCUACGAGAGAGCAUUCGAGUGCAUCAAUAAAGGUCUUUCUGCAGACGAGACAGGGAACAAGACGGAAGCGCUGAAACUGUAUCAGCAAGGACGACAGCACCUCCUCAGGGCUCUAACUGUGCCCACUCAGGGCGAGGAAUGUGUGGGUCCCUCCUGGGAGUCAGCUAGACAGAUGCAGCGUAAGAUGCAAGAUACCCUUAACAACAUCACAACCCGUCUAGCCAAGCUGGAGACCACCCUGGACCCCUCACCCGAGACCGUAUCUCACACAGCACCUCAGAAGCUUUACCCUGAUGUGCCCAAACCAAAGCCAGAGAGGCCGGCUCCACAACAGGCGCAUGUUUCCAACGUUGGAGCCACAGGGGCUACGGGUGGGGCCACAGCACAAUGUAAUGAUUUAGGUGAACAGCCCCCUGCGUACACCGUGCAAGCCGCUGACGGCCACCUGUCCAUUUCUUACGGGACUGACUCGGGUGAGCUCUCACUUGUCGGUGACGAGUUUUAUAGCCAUUCGUCUAAUUCUACGCCUUCUCCUCAAAGUCUGGGGGAAGAUGGAGAGGAGAUCUUUUUCCUUCCCCAAGGGGUGCAGAUCUUUUUCGUUACCCCUGAGGGACACGUCAGCGCUCCCUCUUACCCAGGCUAUCUGCGCAUCGUGAGGUUCACCAAUGAAUCCUCGGUUAGAUAUCCAAACAGGCCACCUGGUUUCCUACAGGUUUGCGACUGGCUUUACCCCCUUAUGACCACUGACUCUCCAGUCCUGCUUUGCAACACGGGCGUCUACAUGUUUCCAGACAUGAUGGCUUCCACCCCUGGUUCCUACGUUGGGGUGGUCCUCUCCUCUGAACUUCCUCAGAAGGAGCGUGAGCUUUUCCAGGACAGUCUCUCUCAGAUGACCGAUCUGCGUGUCCAGGUGAGCUGCCCCUGUGUCCCUUGCAGUCCUACCUUAAACGCACCCGGGGCAGCUGAGGAAUCAGAGCAGGCAUCAGAUGGCGAAACAGAUACCAUUAACCUGGGCCAGAAGGUGCCAAUUGGGACAGCCGAAGCAGUACCACCUACUGCCGAGGAGGAGAAGGAUCUUCCAGAAUGGAGCGAGAAGGUGGCACAGGGAAUUUUGACAGGAGCUUCAUGGCUGAGCUGGGGGUUGGUGAAGGGUGCGGAGUACACAGGAAAAGCCAUCCAUAAAGGUGCAUCCAAGCUACGAGAGCACAUCACCCCAGAGGACAAACCAACCCAAGUCAGCCCAAACGUAGCCAGAAGCCUUAGUGUAGCCAAACAGGCCACCGGGGGUGCAGUGAAGGUCAGCCAGUUUCUUGUGGAUGGACUGUGUACUGUCGCUGGCCAUGUUGGCAGAGAGUUGGCACCCCAUGUAAAGAAGCACGGAGGAAAGCUUAUCCCAGAGUCUGUAAAGAAAGACAAAGAUGGCCGCUCCAAUAUUGAUGGUGCCAUGGUGGUCGCAGCAAGUGGAGUUCAAGGAUUUGCAACAAUGUGGACUGGGUUGGAGGUUGCAGCUAAAAACAUUGCAAAGAGUGUUGCUACAGAGACGGUUACCACGGUAAAACACAAGUAUGGGGCUGAAGCAGGCCAGGCCACAGAUCACGCUGUCAACUCAGCCAUCAAUGUGGGCGUCACGGCGUUCAAUAUCGACAACCUGGGAAUCAAGGCGAUGGUCAAGAAGACGGGCAAAGAGACUGCCCAUGCCAUUCUGUCAGACUAUAAAGUCAGGGAGCCAGGUAGUCAAGUUGAAAAACAAGACCAAAAAUAGCUUAAAUUGUUCGGACAUCUUUCUUUUUGGUGUCCAUUUUUAAGAGCAAACCAAAGGUUGUGCUUUAAGAAAUAAAUGAUGAACUGGACGGAUACUUUUGAUGUUAUUUGUGUACACGACUGAGAUUCCACUUUUGAAGACUUGAGAGACCACUUGCUACUAUACUAGAUAGAGCGAACUGUAGUACUGCCUAUACACUUUAUACUUCAUUCACUGUGCCGCGGUAAAUGCACUUUAAAAACUCUCUACCGCCAGACUGACAGCCCGGACUGAGAUGCGGUUUUCCUGAUCUUGCCUUAUGUUUCGCCAGCAAUGUGAACUUAUCAAUUUGAUAUAAACCAUGACUUAAUGGGCUCCACCAGAACGUAAAAAAAGUCUAAAACCUUUUGUUUCUUAUAAAUGGACUCCUAAAAAGGAUGUUAUCCCAAAAUGUGUUUUCCCGUAAAGCCUUAACAGAUAAAAUUCCUAUAUUUAAUAUAAGUGCUUAUGUCUCUGAGCUGUGUAUAGCAUAUCUAUAUUAGAAUUCUUUAUAGCUGGUUUUUAUUAGCAGUUUGCUAUCCGUACUUUGAGUGAUGUUUUAAUGAUAUUAAAAAGCACUUUAACCCCGGUUAAGAACAGACAUAAACAUUUUGGAAGAUGUGUGGUAGAUAUUCCUGUGUACUAUACUCUUUGUGCAUUAAAUAGAAAAGCAUUUGAAGUCUGUUGAUUACAAUAUCUGAUCUUUUGAGGUUAGAUGUUGUGAAAUGCAGUUUAAUCAAAACCGUUUUGGAAAUGUUUAAAAACAGUUAUUAAAGUAUAUUUAUUUUAAUAUUUUAAAUAAGUAUAUAUAAAUAUUCUAUACUAACUUCAUUAAACUGUAACACACCACGUACUGUAUGUGUGAGUGUGUGUGUUUAGGAGUUUUGAUUAACAAUGUUGGCUUUCCUUUUUUCGAUUACAUUACCUGUUUAAUUAUACACAAUUGUAGUUAUGUCAAAACAUUUCAGUUUAACAAACAGGUCCUAAACUACAGGGAACAAAAUAUACAUCUGCGUGUAAAUCCUUAUGGCACUAUAUGGGGCGGUUUCCCAGACAGGGCUUAAGAUUAGUCCAAGACUAAUUUACAUGUUAAAGUUUGUCUUGAUCGACAAAAACUAUCACUGACAUAUCUUACAAUAUAUCACUACGAUUUAAGGUACAGACCAGGUUUUUUGUGUACUAUGUUUUUGAAAACGACUUAAAUAUCCUUAUUUAACUAAGGCCUAGUCCUGGCCCAAUCCCUGUCCUGGAAACCACCUAUACUGUACAUGUCUAAUUUAAUUGUGCUAUAAGUUGUUUAACCAAAUUAAAAGUCAGUUUGCUGGCUGUCAGAAUUUAUGGUUUUCUGACUCCAUAAUAAAUGAUGUAUUUAAAACA